AUGGCGGAAGGAGAGGCUUUCGUUUGUCAGUGUUUUUUUACUCAUAACAUAUUCUUAAAGAACUAUGAAGCCCAUGUUGUGUUCGAAAGCGAAGAACAGUUUCAGUGUGAUUAUCGUAGGGUAUGUAAAUAUUGAUAUUUUUCGUCUUGUAACUGGUAAAGUAACUCUGUAACAUGUAAGCGUGAAGGUGUAAUUCUUUGAUUGUUAUUUGAAUACUUGUGUUUGACGCAGGCACUUUGUGGUAGAGGCUGUAAAAGUGAUGAGCAGUGGAAAGAAUUACUGACAGAGGUGAUUCAAACAUAACUUUUAGCAACGGUUUCCAUUUGACCAGCGUAGCAUUUCUUGUGAGCUUGUAAGUUCAUUUAUAGUCCACAAUGAAGGACUAAAGUGUCGAGACACUUCCAUAAAAUGGCCCCUUUUUCGCAUAGUGGACAUAUCUAUCCCCUCCCCCUACAUACCACCACCCCCUCCUCACCCAAAUCAAUGUUGUGUUUUAAAACCCUCAAAUCUUUGUUCAACUACAAGCGAAACUUUGUGAGAGCAGUCACAUGAUCAUCACUAAAUGUUUCUUAUGAAUGCUUUCACUCAGAGGGUCAGGGUCAAAAGACAAACUUCACAUGUUACAAACCUUACGCUAAUGAGCAAAAUCUUUUGUCCUUGCUCGUUAUCAUAAUUUAGGCUCCUAACACGUGGAGAUUAAUGUUUGACCAUGGCCUUGACUUUCCAAGACAGUUUUAACAAGCUUAUCUCACAUUAGCUUGCAUGGCAGGCAUCUAUGAGCUCAGUAAGGCAAACAGCACAUUUUGUGCAAUGCAUAAAACAAGUAUAGAGCAUGAGAAAAGGGAAAAUAAUUUUCCUUCCUUUCCUUUUGUUUAGGUGAAGAAUGAAAUAGAGAGGAGAAGAAAUCUAGGUAGAGAGUCACAGAAGCGGAGAAAGCUAAUUGCUAAUAAAUAUAUACCACUACAUCCUCAUGUAUAUACUUUGAAGGUAAAUAUUUCUUUAUAGUCAGGGCUUGAACUUCAAUUCCAGCUUGUCCUUUGGGCAGGCUGCUCUCACAUUUCACUUUCCCAGGACAACUUCUUGCUGGUCUUUGUUAAUGAUUUUAUUAGAGGGUGACUUGCCUGCACCCUUGCUCAUUGAGCAAGUAAGCUUAAAAAGUUACUUGUUCAGCAAGAAAAUCUGCUUGUCCCGGAUUACUGGAUGGGACUUUUUUUCGAGCUCUAAUAGCCUGCGAGCUAGCUCUCUGGGGUGCUCUGGCGGCAGGGCAGGAAAAGGAAGGAGAGCUUGCAACUAUGUCGUUGGAAUUUGAAUUCCACCUCCAAUUCCCCCAUGGCUCCCUGUCGACUGAGCUGUCAGAUUUCUGCCAAUCCGCGUGAAGCAGAAACAAGCACGAAUGAAAACAAAGAUUGAAAAACACGUGCCAAGGGUAACGUCAUCUCCGCCAAUCAGCAUUUCGCAUUGACUUUUUCGAUGCGGAUAUUCAAAUUCCAAAGACGUAGUUGCAAGCCCUCCUUCCUUUUCCCGCCCCAGCACCUGAGCGUCCCGGAGAGCUUGCUUGCAGGCUAGAGCUCUGAUAGUGUUGGUUAAUGGGUUACGAUAAAUAACAAAACUGCUCUACCAGAAAAAAAGUAAGAAAACUUGGUUCUUGAUUGUGUAAUUUCCAAUCCACAUUUUCACUAUUGCUGCUAGUGCUUGCAGUGUGCAUAUUUGCCUUUUGUUUAUCCCCAGCGGGCUAUGAGUUAUGGAUUUGAUGUAUUAAUAAUUAUUUUCUUUUUUGUCAUACACUAAUAUUAUUUUUUGUGUGUGUCCCAUAUUUCCAUGGGAGGAUGGGGGUCCUGGGGGAGGGGGUAUGGUUUAACAUGGGUCAAAUAUAGGAAAGAACUUAUCACUGAGGCUUUCAGGAACACAACUCCAUUGUUGGGUGCCUUCUUUAUAGAGAAUAUGGUUUUUUAUGAACCUUUAGCUAAAUUGGCAACAGAUCAAAGGGUUUUUUUUUUCACAGCUUUAUUGGGUGCUCCUCCAGUGAAAUACAAUAUAAAUUUAUAAUACAACACACACACAAAAAAAGAAGCAAAAACCCAAAAGGGGUAGGUGCAAUGGGACUAACGUCCCAUGCGAGGCACCGCCCCUUAUUGGUUUCAUAACCUUUUACAGUAAGAAAAAUAUAUACUGAAAAACUGACUUGAGUAAUAAAAUACUAUUUUUUUCAUUUCAGGAGUCAUUCCUCGCAGAAAGUUUUUUAGCCCUGGUUCAUUAUGCAAAGGAUAACACAGAGGCUACUGCUGCAGGGUUACUUUCCAUAGUAAAGCAGUGUGAUGGCAAGUAUGGCUUGAGUCUUUUUACAAUCUAGAAGACCAGUGUUGUCAAUGAUAAGAGUAAUUAUAAUAACAGGGUUUGCAAAUUUUAUUGAUGAGUGGGGUCACUGUGACUUCUGCUUCACAAAUUUUGGAGUCAUUUAGGAAUAUUUGGAGUCAAGUAUCACAACGAAAAAAGCCAUUUUCAGACUUUCGAGCACGUAGUCCUCUCGUGUAUACACUAUCGUGAUGGAUACACGAAGUAGCUGUGGCGGUCCGCUGACCUGGAAAGCUCAAAUCCAUGAUGGCGGUCAUCCAAUAAACUUUGAUCGUAAUUAACCCUCUUCCUAUUUGGUCGUGCAGUAUAAUUCUUUAAUUUCGAUGAUUUAAUUAAGGUUUACAACGUUUACAAUUAACGUAAAUUUGAUUUGUUGCGAAAAUGGUAAGGACAAAACUGUGUUUUUUACCGAAAAUUUCUGCAGUCGAAGUGGCUCCCUGUUUGUUACCGAAAAUUUCUCGCGUCGAAGUGACUCCCUCCGUAACCUCUGUGGAGUCAUCUGAACAAUGUUGGCGUAAAAUACGCCAAAUUUGGCGUAUUUGCGAACCCUGUAAUAAUAAUGCUGAUAAUAAUAAUAAGUCCUUAUUCGUCAGAUAAAAUACAUAUCAGAUGUUACAUAGAAAUUUUAAGAAACAAGUGCAAAGUACAGUUGUAUCAAUUCCAAGUAAAGAAAAAAAAAUACAAUGUAUUAUUGUAAAAUCAAAUAUUUGCACAACUGGGUUAUACUUAAAAUUAAUCUUUUAAAAAAGCUAUCUAAUACGUUUAUACAGGUAAAUUAAAAAAAAAUUAAAAAAUCUAAUAUCUAUGCAGCUAGGUCCUACUUAAGACUAACCUGUUCAAAAAUAUAUUUCUGAAAAGUUCAGUAUUUAUUCUAUUUCUUACUAUGGAUCCAUUUCUAAGUCACUCUUAUAUGUCCUUAUACCUGGGGAGAAAUUAUAAUUUAAUGGAUGGUCACAAUAUUUCAGUUUAAAAAAGAGGCCGCAUCCACUUUUUUCCAAUAACUCAUGGAUGUUAUAACUAACAGAUAUAUAGUGCCUGCACAGCAGCAAGGUCUGAAACGCUAGGUGCAUAAACUGAAAAUCAAUAUAUUAUUUUAGGCACAAUCGUAUUAAAAAGAUGGUCAAUUUCUCCUUGUGUAUAUCCUUCUUUUUCAUGGAGAACUUAAGUCAUGUUUUGCAUAUUUCCUACAGCCAAGAAUGUCUAUGCCUUUCAAGUAUUUACUCCAGAAUUUUGUGAGGAGUUUAUUGAGGAAAUAAACCACUUUGAAAAUACAGAACUACCAAAGGGAAGACCAAACACAAUGAAUAACUAUGGGGUAUGUCGGUCCGUUUUUACCAUAUCUGUUAUUAAUAUGCUGGUUCUGAGGUUUAGAAAGAGUGAGCCUCGUAGAAGGCAAUGUUUGUUUGACAAAAAACAGCAUAGCUGUAAAUCGGUAGAAGUCAGUCAAAAUAUAGAGGAAAAAGCAUACCCCAUCCUCCACCCUCCCAGCUCUUCAUAACGGGUGAAAUCACGGUGCAAAGAAAAUCAUUUUUACAGCUUGCCAUUCGGGCAAGCUGAAGCUAGCAUUUACUAGCCCAGGCGUCAUUUCAACUAGCCCCAAAAGCUUUUUGACGAGCAAAAUUGAUUUCACAGUUCUUCUGUUAUUCGAAUUGCUCAUGAAACAUCACUUGCCCGUCGGGCAAGUUAAAAACAGAAUUCACUAGCCAGAUAGCAAAAUCCACUAGCCCUGGGCUACCAGACGUUACUUUCUUUGCACGCUGGAAAUAUUCCUUGCCCAAGAGCUCCUCUGAAUGUCUUCAGGGCCUGGUUGUUUGAAGCUGGUUUAAGAUGACCCAGGGUAAGUGCGAAAUUUGAACUCACAUAUUAGAGCUUAAAAAAACAAAUUCAGUUUUUUUCUCUUUGCCUACAAUUUGAUGAUUGUGUGCUCUAAAAAGAAUAUAAAAAAUUAUCCAAGAGAGUGCUGUUUAUAAAAAGAAAAAGAAGCCCAGGUUAAAAUUUAACCCUGGCUUAGCGCUAAACGGCGUUCGAACAACUGGGCCCAGGGCUGUAACUAUGCGAAAUUGUCACCAAAGCUCCAUCUAAAAAAAAAUUAAUUUAUAGCUAGCUAUCUUUACCAUGUGCAUUUUUUAAAGCACACAAAAUAUCCAAUAAUAUUUAUAUUAUAUUUUAUACAAACUUAUGUUGCAAAAACAAGCAACAAUAAGUGGUUGGAGGUUGAUCUAGAAGCAGACAAGAGAUUUCACAAUAAUGGGAAAUAUUCCUUCCAAAACUUCUAAAUAUCCAAAACUGAGAUCCUCAUUUCUGCCUUUUUCUGACGGCAGGCUUUUUUGGCAUAUUGUUAGUAUUUAUUAAUUUGAAGUCAAUUAUUAAGCUAUAAAUGAAGGGUUUCUGGAAUAAAACUCUAAGUAAUUUCUGAUAAACUGCUAUAAUCUCAUUUUAAACUCAUGUUAUCAUGAGAGAAUUUGAGUCAAGAGUCCUUAGGGGCAUUUUGCCAUGGACCUUUCAAAAACAGUAUCUUUUGUUCAAUCUUCCCACUGAAAGGUCUGUAAGUUACAAAAUUAAUCAUAGUAACUUUAUUUGUAGUAAGGGUAUUUGUUGUGUCAAAGAGUUAAGGCUAAAAAUAUUAAAAAGAGUAGGGAUCAAGAUGGUAUGGCAUGGGCUUCUAAGUUCUGCUACGGGUUAUCUCCAGCAGGGUGCAAAGAAAGUCUUUUUUACAACCUGCCAUUCCGGCAAGCUGUAGCAAGAAUGUACUAGCCCACAAGUCAUUUCAACUAGCCCCAAGACCCUUUUUGAUUAGCAGGAUUGAUUACAAUCCUUCUUUAAUUUGAAUUUCCCAAAAAACAGCACUUGCCCAUCGGUCAAGUUAAGAACAAAAAUCACUAGCCCAAUAGCAAAAUCCACUAGCUCAGGGUUAUCGGACAUGACUUUCCUUGCAUGCUGUCUCCAGUCAAAGAAUCUUUGGGUGUGUUCCUUUGGGAUGGUGCGAUGAAUCCACUCCGGACAAGGAUUCGUCAGUUCAUUUGAUCUACCAUGAUCCAAGUGAUCUUGGAUCACUGAUCCUGAUCUGGUUCAUCUCAAAGGAAUGCACCCUUUAUCUCCUGGGCUGGGCUGUUAAAAUCUGGGUUAAGAUAACCCAGGGUUGGGGCAAAAUUUGAAUUCAGAUGUAAAAGCUAAAAAAUUAAAUUCAGUUUAAUUCUUUUUGUCAAGUUGAUCAUUGGAUGCUCUUAAAAACAACAGAGAAAAUUAUCUGAGAAAAUGCAUUUGAGCAAAAUAAAAAUAAACCGAGUUUAAAUUUAACCCUGGGUUUAAUGCUAAUUGGCCUUCGAACAACUGGGCCCUGUUAUUAUGUCAGGUGGACACAAGAAACUUCAAACUGUAGCAUAGCAACUUUCUUGGCUGCCUCUACAUUAACCUGAUCAAUACUGUAUUUUCUCUAUUGAAGAUCUUGUGUAUGUUGUGAGUGAGGAUGGGGGAUCAGGGAAUUCCCAGAAUGCUGUUAUUUAUUCAUUAAUCUUUUACCACAUAUUAAAAUUGCCAUACAAAAUUUCAAAUUGAUGAAGCAACGAAGCCCAUGUAGGUCAGUAUGGCUUAUAAAAGGGACUACCUUUAAAAAUAUACAUGACUAAAUUAUGAAAUAAAUACUGAUAUCGUAACAGAGAAAAUGAUGAGCAAUAAUAGGAUGAAAAUGUACAAAAGUGAAAAAGGGGGGAAAAGAAAAAGAAGCUUAGAUUCUAUUAUGUUCAAUCUUAGAUCUUACUCAACGAGCUUGGCUUUGAUGAGGGAUUCUUCUCACCUCUACGAACUAAUUACCUGAUGCCUAUCACCAGAUUAUUGUUUCCUGAAUAUGGAGGGGAUUCCUUGGAUUCACACAAGGCAUUCACUGUACAUUACAAGAUAGGAGAAGAUCUGGAUCUCAGUUAUCAUUAUGAUAAUGCUGAAGUAACUUUAAAUGUGUCACUUGGAAAGGAGUUUAUCGGUGGGGAACUUUUUUUCGGGGAUAUGAGGCAGGUAAAUGUAUUUACAAAAUAGCGUUAAUUUGAUGCAUCUUAAUUUACGUCGAUGUUAACUUAAAUCACACUAUUUUACAUCAUUGUUGUUUUACAGCACCUUUAUUUCAAUAAAAAACCUCAUCUGCUCGUAGUUCCUCUAUCAACGCCUCAGAGUACAGAGUCACUAUGUGACAGUUCUUCUUCAAGAAUUGAGUUCAAAAUGUCUUUCGACUGGUCUUCGUAUUGAUCAGUUUCCCCUAGGAUGACUGGAAAUGCUGUUUUUCCUUUAGAUAUGUUUGUUAAGAAGUUUGUAUUGCAGCGUAAAAUAAAGUUAGGCGCACAUUGUUUUGAAAAUUUCUCGUUAAUUUGAUGUAUGUAAACCUCCCUUUUGGAAAAUUCGCGUCAACUUUAUUUAACGUAAAUUUUGUCCGAAUUGUCAACGUGCAUCGUUACUUCCCUAUAACAAGGUGUAUUCUUUCCUGAUGUUCACACUGUUUCUAGUUUGCUGACAGUGUGCUGAGGUUUAAAAUCCAGAGCUUCUUCAGUACUUCACUAACUGAAACACUUUUAAUUUUUGACCUUUUUCAUGAAUUUAGGUUCCCUUGAAAGAAACAGAAUGCACCCAGUGUGAACACAAACCAACCUAUGGACUUCUUCAUCGGGGACAGCACAUGCAUGGUGCCUUACCAAUUCAGAGCGGAGAAAGAAUCAAUUUAAUCAUAUGGAUGCGCUCUUCUGCAGUGCGCAAUAAGUUGUGUCCUAUGUGCAACAGGGUACCCAGGCUGGUGCCAUCUUUUGGAGGAUCUGGUGACGGGUUUACUGUUAACCCUGUGUCAGUCUGUGCUACUCUGUAA
Molecule: messenger RNA, 7195 nt
Organism: Porites lobata
Lineage: Eukaryota; Metazoa; Cnidaria; Anthozoa; Scleractinia; Poritidae
Source: the annotation of a GenBank genome assembly